AUGGCGGACGAAUUCGACGAUCUGCUCGACGACUUCGGGCGGCGCCCGUCCGUCCUCAAGCGUCUCUUCUACAUCCUCCUCUCCCUCGAGCCCGUCCUGGUCACGGCGAUCCUCUUCGUGCGCAUCUUCCUCGUCUCCAUCUCCGCCUCGCAAGUCACCCUCGUCCUCUCCGUUCUCCUUGCGGCCGUGCUGCUCUCCCUCUCGUACCACAACCUGGCCUUCGCCAAGGCCGCGCGCCUACGUCGCGCGGGCUCGCCGCCAACGAAGGGCGCGUACAAGGGCGACAAGGCCGCGUACGAGAAGGCCAUGGCCUCGUUCGAGGGCUCCAUCUCCAGCGCCUCCCUGUGGUACAGCUGCGCGUACAACAACGCCAUCUUCAUGAUCGUCACCCCGCUCCUCGGCAUGUACCUCCUCCCGGACAAGGUCGCCGGCGACCUCAACCUGCUGCUCUCCGGCGCCGCCGCCGCCGCCCUCGCGCUGUUCAACUCGAACACCGCCCUCAAGGCGAUCGGAGAAUAG
Messenger RNA from Chondrus crispus (carragheen), 519 nucleotides. RefSeq lists its product as hypothetical. The transcript has a single exon. The coding region runs from base 1 to 519 and encodes 172 amino acids. Lineage: Eukaryota; Rhodophyta; Florideophyceae; Gigartinales; Gigartinaceae. The record is from RefSeq and is a predicted model, not a curated record.